Dictyostelium purpureum is the source of this 288-nucleotide messenger RNA. RefSeq lists its product as uncharacterized. The transcript has a single exon. Lineage: Eukaryota; Evosea; Eumycetozoa; Dictyosteliales; Dictyosteliaceae. The record is from RefSeq and is a predicted model, not a curated record. The annotation marks the transcript as partial.
GAAAUUGAUGAUGGCCCAUCAAAAGAUUCACAAGAUUCAAAAGACUCAAAGAUACAAAAAGACAGAAAAGUUUUUGAAGGCUUGAUCAAUAAAAAUUCACAAGAUUCACAAGAUUCACAAGAUUCACAAGAUUCACAAGACUCAAAGAUUCAAAAAGACAUAAAAGCUUUUGAAGACUUGAUCAAUAAAAUGCAUCAAUUAAAUCAUACUAUCCAAGAAAUCUGGGAAGAAACUAGUCACGAAGCUGGUGUACCCUAUGAAAAAUAUAAAACAAUUCGUAAACGUUAA